Molecule: messenger RNA, 666 nt
Organism: Alternaria novae-zelandiae
Lineage: Eukaryota; Fungi; Ascomycota; Dothideomycetes; Pleosporales; Pleosporaceae
Exons: 1
Coding region: 1-666 (221 amino acids)
Source: RefSeq, a predicted model, not a curated record
AUGUCAUACCCACGCGUCACCCUCACCGCUACCCCCUCCCGCGGCCGCGGCGAGCUCGUCGCAAAACUCAACUGGUUUUUCCGGACGGCCCAGAACAACUCCACAUUCUCCCCCCAAGAAUUUGACGCCUGGUUCCUCACUCUCACCGUCGAAGACCGCGCAACUGUCCACGAGAUCCUCCAACCGCUGCACACCAACUGGCCCAGUCAAGUCGAACACCCCAACGUUAUCGCGCUGGUACACUGGUUGCGUGAGCACCGUGCCGAGUACCGUGCAGAGCGGGCUGCUGCGGUUGCGGAUGACGCUGCGGAGCAGGAGCAAGAUGGGGUGAAUGGGAAUUUGGGGGAUGUGGAAGAGAAGGUUAGACGGAUUGAGGAGACUUUGAAGGGGAUGCAACAGGAUUUGGGAGCUCAGCAGGAACAAGCUGAGGCUGCGCCUACCGUACCUGACCCCGAACCUCCUGUUCCCGAACCUACCUGCCCUGGAACUAUCGACGAGGAGCCGCAGCCGCAGCCCAUUCAUCCUCGCCCAUAUCCCGUCGAUGGAAUGGACGUUCUCGCCGUCCUCGUCAUGGUCCUGGCUCCGGCAUGCUUGGUACGUCUCCUGAUGAUCUUGUUUCUGUUCACGGUUCUCCGACAGGCCUCUAAUGGUACGCGACGUCUCUAG